CAUUCACAUUUACCGUGCUAAAAGAUUUAACAUGUGGAUGGGUGCUACUACUAAGGCACAAGUUUUAUGUUAGUGUAGCCAUUUCUAUCUUCCCAUAUUUGCAAUUCUUACGUGAGAUGUCCUCCUACAAAGGGAAUCACCAAGAGCAAAUUCUUAGAUUUCAUAGCAAGAAAACAAACCAUGGCAGAGCACAACAAAUGAAAUUUUUUCCAAAUUGAGAUUCCUUGGUUAAACUGAGGCAGAAGACAUGUCUUUUUAUUCUUUGCCCCUUUCUGUCACAUUGGCACCAUGUAUCAAUAUUUAACCUCCCCCUCCUAAUUUUAUCUUUCAAUAUGACUAUGAAUUAAUCCUCCAUUUUUAAUUUAUACUUUGCAAUACCAAAAUUUGCUUGGCCAGUCUUAUAAUGGCCAUGGCUGCUGCUAUCAAUUUCUCAGGCCAGGCACCAUGGCCACGUACAUGCUCCAAAGCUGUAACAAGGCUUGCCCAUGGCACCUUGCCCUACAAAGAAACUUGUUAUUUUAAGAACAAUAGUAGGAUAAUACAGAAGCAUGGCCUUUCUGUUAAAAGGAAGGCUGAAAGUACAUUGUUCUGUGACCGUGUACCCGUUAUAGUAAUGUCAUCAAAUAGCAAUUCAAAUUAUUGGUUAUCAAAUAGCAAUUCCCAUUCCGGAUCAAGUUCUCCAUCAGAGACAGUCAAUAAAUUUUACACAAGCAUCAAUAGCAAGGACUUGGAUGACCUACGUGAAAUCAUAUCAGAAGAUUGUUAUUUUGAGGAGUGCUCGUUUCUCCAUCCGUUCGAGGGAAAAAAGGAAGUUAUGCAAUUUUUGGAAGAACUUACAGAAUCCAUGGGUGAGAAUGUGAAGUUCAGCUUUGGAAAUAUUUGUGAAGGAGAUGAGUAUACCGCUGGAGUAAAAUGGCACUUGGAAUGGAAAAAAUCACAGAUACCCUUCACCAGAGGCUCCAGCUUCUUUGAGUGCUCAAAAGGAGGAGACAGAAUAAUUAUCAAGAAAGCACAAGUUGUGAUUGAAUCACCAAUCAAACCAGGAGGCCUAGUUCUGACCUUGUUGAAGACAGUGACAUCUCUAUUUGAUGAGUUCCCGAAGGCUACUGAAUGGUUCCUAAGUAGUCCCCAUGUCAUCCUACAUUGGAUAAUAAAGAUUUACGACAAGCUUGUGGACACUUAUAUCAACCCACUACUGAACAGCUACAUAAAGCUAUGGAGUCUCCCAGCUAAAAUUUUUCUCUUUGCAAUUAAGAUUUUGCACCACAUAUUUAAAUAAAGGGCACUGUACAUUAAAGUUCUAGUUAUAUAUCAACUCUAGCAGUAGAGGAAUGGCUUCACAUAACCUGUCAGUCAUCAUUGCUAUCACGACUUGACCAUGUUUCUAACAAUUAGAGAGCGACCAAUGGUCCAAGAACAGGUGGGAGAGGUGGAGGCCUGCUGAAGGCAACAAUAGGAUCAUUCUUUUCAUUUGUAACUGGUCCUUCUUCCCCAGAAUUAUUAUUCCCUUGUUUCUUUGGAGUUGAAGUGGCCACGGUACCUGAUAUUAAUAAGACAUCAUUGUAAGA
Messenger RNA from Quercus lobata, 1568 nucleotides. RefSeq names its product Nuclear transport factor 2 (NTF2) family protein. The transcript has 6 exons. Bases 404 to 1279 code for a protein of 291 amino acids. Lineage: Eukaryota; Viridiplantae; Streptophyta; Magnoliopsida; Fagales; Fagaceae. The record is from RefSeq and is a predicted model, not a curated record.